Molecule: messenger RNA, 498 nt
Organism: Ilex paraguariensis (yerba mate)
Lineage: Eukaryota; Viridiplantae; Streptophyta; Magnoliopsida; Aquifoliales; Aquifoliaceae
Source: the annotation of a GenBank genome assembly
AUGCCUUGCAAACGCAGAGGAGGCACCAAACUACUGCCAGGGGCGCUAGGCACUGAAGGUGCGGAUGCCGAAGAUGUGGGCGAAACCCUUGGAGCAAGAGCCGAUGCCAUUAACAAGUUGGGUGACGCUGUAGUAAGCUAUGUUAGUGGUCAAUUGGGUGACGCCCAUGGAGUAGGAGGUGACGCCAGUGGGCCAUUUGGCUAUGCUAGAGGCUAUAAUGCUUGUAGGGGCAUUGGUCCAAGCACUUUCACUACUAGUGUUGAGGUGCUGGGCGACGCCAUGGUGGUUUGGGCGAUGCAGGCGACACCUUCAUGCAGCUACCAAUGGGUGAUGCCAUUGCGCGGGGCAGUGCGCGACGCCUUCGGUGGGGGAACAGUUGAGCGGCUCAAGGCGUUGGGUGCAGGCGCUUGGCCAAUGCCAAGAACAAGGUCUGGGCGACGCCAGGAGGGACUGGAACUCGCACAGGGUUUGCUACUGGCACUGUUGCUGCUAGGUUGA